Molecule: messenger RNA, 2024 nt
Organism: Brassica napus (rape)
Lineage: Eukaryota; Viridiplantae; Streptophyta; Magnoliopsida; Brassicales; Brassicaceae
Product: embryogenesis-associated protein EMB8
Exons: 13
Coding region: 130-1812 (560 amino acids)
Molecular function (GO): monoacylglycerol lipase activity; short-chain carboxylesterase activity
Source: RefSeq, a predicted model, not a curated record
UGGUAAUAAACACUGCACCCGCCAGUUCCUUGUCGUUCUUAAAACAACAUACAUGAAGAAAAAGAUCCGUCUCUCUAAUUAAGGAUAGGAUAUUCCUCUCGCCGGAUCUCUCUUGGGGGAAGCAGAUCAAUGGACGAUCCGAUGCCUUCUCCAUACGCUCUUCUCUUUGAAGCUCUCUGGCUCAUCCCAAUUCGUCACUAUCUCUACGCUCUCAUCCUCAUCUGGACCGUAUUCUUCUACAAAUUCGUGGAGUUCCAUUUCCUUGGUGAGUAUUUCAGAGGUCGAGUGAAUCUCAUCUACAACCCAGAUUCUCCUAUUUACCACGGUGUUGUCUCUCGCUGCCGGACUCUUCACAGCCGGUAUGUGGCGACACCAUGGCUAGCGAGUCCUCAUCUUCAGACUUGUUUCCUUAAUUUCCAUGGAUUGCCUCCCGUUUUCACCUACACAAGAAAGCUCUUUCGUGCUUCUGAUGGUGGAACCAUUGCUCUGGAUUGGCUUACCAACUCCCAUGUUGUUGAUGGGGAUCCUCACAAUCAGAAGGAAAUCAGUAAAGAAGACACAACUCCCAUUGCUGUUGUUAUUCCGGGACUAACUAGUGAUUCUUCUUCUGCAUAUCUAAAGCACCUUGCCUAUAACACUGCAAAAUCCGGUUGGAAUGUUGUUGUUAGCAACCAUAGAGGAUUGGGUGGUGUUUCUGUCACUUCCGAUUGCUUCUAUAAUGCUGGAUGGACAGAGGAUGUACGGGUAGUUCUUGAUCAUCUUCAACACGAGUUCCCUAUGGCUCCUCUCUUUGCUAUUGGAACUAGCAUUGGCGCUAACAUUCUGGUGAAAUACCUUGGGGAAGAGGGUGAGAAGACUCCUCUGAGAGGCGCUGUUGCUAUUUGCUCUCCAUGGGACCUCUUGGUUUAUCUCCCGAAAAUUCAAACAAAGGUUGUACGACAGAGCUCUAACCAUCGGACUUCAAGGUUAUGCCCAAUUGUAUGUCCACACCUCAUUGGUCUAAGUACUGCCUAUAUUUUUGAGUUUGUAACUACUUUGAGAAGAUCAGGUUACAGUUACAACUCUAGUUUCAAUUGCAGACAUGAACCUCAGUAUACACGGCUUGCUAAUUGGGAAGGCAUAAAAAAGUCACGUUCCAUCCGAGAUUUUGACAAUCAUGCUACAUGUCAUGUCGGCAAAUUUGAGACUGUGGAUACGUUUUACCGAAAAUCUAGCAGUACCCAAUACGUAGGAAAUGUGGCGGUGCCGCUACUCUGUAUCAGUGCUCUAGAUGAUCCCUUAUGCACAAAGGAAGCUAUCCCUUGGGAAGAAUGCCGGGCAAACAAAAACAUCGUCUUGGCGACAACAAAUCACGGGGGACAUCUAGCGUUUUUCGAAGGAUUAACUGCAUCUAGCUUGUGGUGGGUUCGAGCCACCAACGAGUUUCUUGGCGCCCUUAGCUGCAGUCGUUAUAUGCAUAUUCAGAAAUUCAAUCUUGUGCAGAUUCAAGAGAGUGGAAGCUCAGGAUCGGGAAAGCAGGAUGAGACUUCGAUAAACCAAGGCCCGUAUCUAAACAUUGCAGAAGACGGGUUGGUGGCAGCAGCCAACUUGGAGGAAAACACCACACGGUCAAAAGAAGCAACACUAGUAUUGAACCAGAGAGGACCAAAGGUUAAAGAUAAGAGAAGCUUUAACGUGUUGUGCCGCCAGACAAAACGGUCCAUAUGGUUGCUUGGUUACAUAGGCAUGGUAACAGGUUUCCCUUUAGUUGGGAUGCUCAUGAACUACCUCUUUCGUAAGAAGCAACGACCCAUAACUGCCUCCAAAUCCUGAACAUGCUUUAUUUUCUCCUCCCUCAACAAUUUCAUUUGCAGAUUCUUAAUUUAAUAUCUGUCUUCUGGUUUGUUAGUAAUACGUAUGUUAAUAACAUUAUCCUACACAGUCCUAUAAUCCUAUUCCUCUACGCGUACGCAGAGGAAGAAGAGAAUUUAUGUGGAGAACUCCUCCUAACUUUUUGGUAGAAAUGUUGAAUAAUGCCUUGAAUC